AUGCCCUUUUCCACUUCCUCCUCCACUACCGAGACGUCCACCACCCCGCUCGCAGACUACUUCUGGAUUGCCGGUGUCGACGGCUCGGAGAUUCUUGAAACCUUUCGCAAGCUAGGCGAUGAGUACCGGAUCGCCAGUAACACCGCGCCCGGCCCUGCGGUCACCGAUAUCAUCGAAGAAGAUGCCGACGCCGAAGCUGCCCACGAUCGCUUCGACGGGUUGCUUUCUCGAAGCUCCUCCGUUAUUGGCCCUCGUAGCUCCUUCCAGCGCCUCUCUUUUCGCUCCGAAGACUCAGAUCCCAAUGCCAAUGGUAAUGCAAACGGCACGCACAGCAACCGCAGCAGCAUGACAAUCAAGGGUGGUAAUAGUGGUGGUGUUGGUAGUGGUGCACCGUCACCGCGGGCCUCCCAAUUCUUAGGUCUGGAGGAAUUCGACUUUGACAAAGCAUUGGUCAAGUUUGCCUCGGAAAGGGAGACGUUUCUGACGGACCUAAGCCUCAGCGCGGGCGCGAUCACGCCGGCCUCUCGACCGCGGUCCAGAUUACGCACUCAGAAGAUUGUGUCCGAGGAGCCGCCCCAGUCGGGAUUGCUUCGAUCGAGCAUUGGAAGUGUGCGACGGCACAUGUCGUUUCGCGACAUGAACAGUAUGAAGAGGCAGCCGUCCGUUGCUCGUCAAGCAUCUAUUCGAACCUCGCGACGCCUAAGUAACUACAAUUCCGUAAUCCCAGCGCCCCAGCCGUUGGAGAUUUCCCCUACCAUGCAUCCUCUGAAGCGAAGAUUUGAACCCGUCCUCCUCGAUCGCUACCCUCCGAAGGGCAUGCCCGAAGACCUGAAACAGCGUGCCAACUUUCCAGACUAUGUGCCGAUGUUCGCAUUCCCAAACGACGUCAAUAUCGUUUCGUCCGACCAGAGACCGCGGUCAACAUGGCAUGGUUUCGUGAUGACGAGCGACAACGGCUCGCGUCUGCAUGCCAUCUGCGCCAUUGUCUGGAUUCCCCUGAACCAUGAAGCGGCGGACCAACUAGAAAAGUGCUGUGAGGAAUGGCGAAAAGAUAAUAUGACAGAUGAAGAACGUGAACUGGCAGCAAGCCUAGGAGAACGGUUGGCGCAGGAGCGAGCUAAGCUUUCCCGACUCCUGGCUCAGCUUCCCACCGUACCCUCCGGAUCUGAGUCGAGAGAACAAUUGGAAGACGAAAUCAGUGCAGUCGAAGAGAAGAUUGGAUUGAUGACUGAUCUCUUGCGUCCGGUGCGUCACGGAGCGGCAUCCAAGAUCGAGGGACUGACUGAUGGAGAUACUGGCUUCUGGAUUCCUCGUGCUUACGGCAUUCUGGGACGGGAGGAGAACAUGACUAGCUUCUGGAAAGAAUGGCUGAAGGCAGUCAUCGUCCCCAUGACCGACAACAGCAUCCAACGUAUUCCUCCGGCCUCUCCUCGAAUGGGUUCCUGGCAGCCCUUGGAGCGAUACGUGAUGAACCUGUGCACGGAGGCGUUCGCUCCCAACACCUCUAAAACCCAAGUGGAGCUGGCCGUGCGUGACUUGCGGCUAUUUGCUCGUAAGGAAGCCACCAAUGAGCUGCCCGGGUCUCGAAACACGGAUCUAUACGCCCUAUUCCGGACACUGUCACUGUCGAACAUUAUGAUACUGUUUGAGUAUGCUCUGACCGAAUCCCGCAUUAUUUUUCUGUCCUCGCACACGUCCAUGUUAUACCUUGCUACCAGGGCUCUGGUGGACCUUUUGUUCCCUAUCCCGUGGUCCGGCGUGCUGAUUCCCAUCCUCCCUGCGCGACUGAUCCAAGCUUUGGAGGCGCCCUGCCCGUACAUCGUCGGCAUCGAACGGCGCUAUGAAAAGGUAGAGCUUCCUUCAGAUGAUUUCGUUCUGGUGGACCUCGAUCAAGAUAUCAUAGAGAGCACGGUCAAGCCGACUCCGCUCCCCCGUCACCAGCGAAGAAAGCUUCACUCUCUGCUGCAACUUGCCGCUCCUCAUCACAGUCGAUACGGAGUGCCUACUGGCCCCCCUGCCUACGCGAUCGAGACCUUCCCGUACGACGCGUUCAUGUCCGAGAACGCCUCCAUCUACUCUUCCAAAGCACAGUCAACACAAUUAUCCAAGUACGUCAGUCUCAACUCGAACGCAUUUGGUCAGACUGCUGUUUCCCCAAACUCGCAUUUGCCUCUUAUUUUCAACGCCUUCCUGCAUGCCCGUAAUGAACAAGCACCAUCACGAGGAUAUUCAUCCAAAAGCUCGGACCGACCGGGAACCGGAUCGACCUUCAAGCCCGGAUCUCCACCAUCGCCAAGGGAUAGUUCACCCAUCUCUGGUCACUUCCCGCCGCCGCCAGCGACUCCACGCAACGACUCGGGAAUGGCGCUUCAAGCUUCCCUUCGUGAAAAGCGAUCUGGUCACUUUGACGCCGCGUCUCGGCGCAGCUCGUCCUUUGGAAUGGACAUGCGCCAGGUUCCUAGGCGGCCCAGUGCACCUUUCCUUGGUCAUGCACCGAACCUGUCUGUCAGCACGCUGAACACCGAUUUCCAGUCUACAUAUGCCCCCUCGGUUUACGCGCAGUCUACCGUCGCUGCCUCCACCAUUGUUCCCCAGCCUACAGUCCAGCCAAUCCAUAACAACGAUGGAACGUCUUGGGUGGAGGGCCAUUGCUUGCAGCUUCAACCUUGGGAUGACAAGGCGGUAUGCACGAUCUGCGACGAACGGGCAGACGAGAACAUGUACAAGUGUGUAUCCUGCAAGACACAGGUGCACAACCGAUGCGCUCACCAGAUCUGCAUUGUUUGUCCCGUCGCAUUCUACCCCGAGCAGGUGCGGGCAGCGUUCGUCCGAUGCUUUGCCAGCUUGUUCUACACAUACAAAAAGUAUCUCAAGCCAGCGAGUGGCGACAAGAAGAAGGCAGGCCUUACGUACAGUUUUGACAUGGAUGCAUUCUGCAAGAGCUUGCCAAGUGAGCAUGCUGAAUACAUCGGUGUCCUAUCACAAACCCAAGGCUUCAACGAGUUCAUUAGUGACAGGGAACGCGUGAAUCCCAAGGCGAGGGACCCGAGAAUAACGCUCUUUGACGAGAUUGUCUUAUCGAAGCGGAACAGAGGCCGGUCGUCCAUCUUCUCCGGCCGGUCCACGACAGACUUUUUGUCUGAUACCUCGAACCAUCUUUGGAGGACGGCAAGUGCUGCCUCAUUUGCCGCGGGCAGGCCGCAGCAGAGUAUCUCCGGGGACUAUACCCGAGUGGUCACACGAGCCCCCGCGAAACUCGACGCCAGUCUCAUGAAAGAGCCCCGCAUGAUUCACGGGGCGCCCCGGGUAUCGAAGACGGCUAACAAUGCCCGGCGGAAGCCCCUUCCCAAGCUCAUGAAUGGCCUUGCGAUUUCGCCUCCAUAA
Messenger RNA from Aspergillus mulundensis, 3384 nucleotides. Its product is annotated as dDENN domain protein. The coding region runs from base 1 to 3384 and encodes 1127 amino acids. NCBI's taxonomy places the organism in Eukaryota, Fungi, Ascomycota, Eurotiomycetes, Eurotiales, Aspergillaceae. The record is from RefSeq and is a predicted model, not a curated record. Gene Ontology annotation, biological process: regulation of Rab protein signal transduction. The transcript has 4 exons. Gene Ontology annotation, cellular component: cytoplasmic vesicle.